Messenger RNA from Marmota monax (woodchuck), 1869 nucleotides. RefSeq names its product ribosome production factor 1 homolog (gene Rpf1). Lineage: Eukaryota; Metazoa; Chordata; Mammalia; Rodentia; Sciuridae. Gene Ontology annotation, biological process: maturation of 5.8S rRNA; maturation of LSU-rRNA. The transcript has 9 exons. Bases 26 to 1075 code for a protein of 349 amino acids. Gene Ontology annotation, molecular function: rRNA primary transcript binding. Gene Ontology annotation, cellular component: nucleolus; preribosome, large subunit precursor. The record is from RefSeq and is a predicted model, not a curated record.
GUAGGGAGCAAAAGGAGCAAACAACAUGGCGAAGGCCGGCGAAAAGAAUGGCAGCAGCGGGAAAAAAAACUUAAAAAGGAAAGCCGCUACCAAAGAACCUCAAGAGGCUGCAGUUGCUGAGGAUGGAGCGACGGAAAGCGGAGCCCAACCCCCGAAAGCCGCUGCCUUUCCCCCAGGCUUCAGCAUUUCGGAGAUUAAGAACAAACAGCGGCGACACUUGAUGUUCACGCGGUGGAAGCAGCAGCAGCGGAAGGAAAAAUUAGCAGCCAAGAAAAAACUGAAAAAAGAGAGAGAGGCUCUUGGUGAUAAGGCUCCACCAAAGCCUAUACCCAAGACCAUUGACAACCAACGAGUUUAUGAUGAAACUGUAGUAGACCCUAAUGAUGAAGAGGUUGCUUAUGAUGAAGCUACAGAUGAAUUUGCUUCUUACUUCAACAGACAAACUUCUCCCAAGAUACUCAUCACAACAUCAGAUAGACCUCAUGGGAGAACAGUACGACUUUGUGAACAGCUCUCUACAGUUAUACCAGACUCACAUGUUUAUUAUAGAAGAGGACUGGCUCUGAAAAAAAUUAUUCCACAGUGCAUCUCAAGGGACUUCACAGAUCUGAUUGUGAUUAAUGAAGAUCGUAAAACACCAAAUGGACUUAUAUUGAGUCACUUGCCAAAUGGUCCAACUGCUCACUUUAAAAUGAGCAGUGUUCGUCUUCGUAAAGAAAUCAAGAGGAGAGGCAAAGACCCCACAGAACACGUACCUGAAAUAAUUCUGAAUAAUUUUACAACACGACUGGGUCAUUCAAUUGGACGUAUGUUUGCUUCACUCUUUCCCCAUGAUCCUCAAUUUAUUGGAAGGCAGGUUGCCACAUUCCACAAUCAGCGUGAUUAUAUCUUCUUCAGGUUUCACAGAUAUAUAUUCAAGAGUGAAAAGAAAGUGGGAAUUCAGGAACUUGGACCACGUUUUACCUUAAAAUUAAGGUCACUUCAGAAGGGAACCUUUGAUUCUAAAUAUGGAGAAUACGAAUGGGUACAUAAGCCCCGGGAAAUGGAUACAAGUCGAAGAAAAUUCCAUUUAUAAAGUCCUAAGGAAAUAGUAUUGGAUUUUGCUGAACUUGGUAAUUUAUUUGUGAUAGAACACCUUUUUCAAAAUAGCAUUUAUUGAUUUUAUAAAUCUUCAUGUCUGAACAGUUGACCAAGUGCCAUGAAUUGCCACUCUACAUAGCAAAUCAAAAUAAAAGUAAUUUGGGUGAGGAUUUAGAAUUUAUAAUUCAGGGUGCCUAACAAUUAAUUUGCUUACAUUGGGGUAAUUGUGAAUGAUUCAAACUGAAAUAAAGACUCAGAUUAACUUUCCUAUCUACAUUCCCAAAUAACAUGUGGGCUGGAGAUAAACAGAAUGGUUGAUGGAUACCAUGUAACUCCUAAUUUAUUAUCAGAUUUCCCAUUAUCUUGCUCCUUUUUAACCUCAUUACAUGGUAUGGUAUUACAUAGUAGGUACUGUCUCAAAUCCUGAAGUUUUUCUUACUACUACUAAUGGAACGUUCAUUGCCAAUCUUCUCUCUACUACCAUUCUUAUUAAACUAAAACCAUCCAAGUAACUGGCUACUUAAGUAUAACUGGUAAUACCCCUGGAAAGGAGGAUAUUGUAAAUAUUAUUAAGAUAAAAUUAUGUAAAUAACUCAAGGACAGAAACAGCACUUUACCCCAACUUUAAAAGAAUAAAGAUUUGCAAUUUAUACUUGGUAAGACACAAAAUAAUAUAAUUGGUGAAACAAUGAAAAGUUAGAACUAAAAAUUUAACCCCUUCAAGUGUCAAAACAGCUUAAAACAAUGUUUUUCAUAAAAUAAUAAAGCAAUAAACGUUUAUACUAAGUA